UCUGCGGACGCCCCCGGACUCCACCCCAUCAUGUGGCCGCCCCGGCUCCGCCUCUGCCCCAGUUCCUGUUUCGGCCUCUGCUGUCCCGCUUCGGCCCCUAGGGCUCCCCGCAGACGCCUACUCUUUCUGCUCAGCCCCGACUGCCUCUUCCUGGGCACCUGCCGCCCACAUCUCGGCUCACCCCGCAGGGGAUGGGGUCUCUUCCCGGCCUGGACCGACCCUCCUGGACACCCCGAGGCUACUCGACCCCGCCCUGACUGCCCAGGCCCCCUGGUGCUGCGGCCCCCCCAGGAUGAAGGGCGGCCAGGGGGACGCGGGCGAGCAGGCCCCGCUGAACCCGGAGGCCGAGUGCCCCACGGGCUCGGCCACGUACCGGGAGUUCGUGCACCGCGGCUACUUGGACCUCAUGGGGGCCAGUCAGCACUCGCUGCGGGCGCUCAGCUGGCGCCGCCUCUACCUCAGCCGGGCCAAGCUCAAAGCCUCCAGCCGCACGUCUGCCCUGCUCUCGGGCUUCGCCAUGGUGGCCAUGGUGGAAGUCCAACUGGAGAACAACUACGAGUACCCGCCAGGCCUGCUGGUGGCCUUUAGUGCCUGCACCACCGUCCUCGUGGCUGUGCACCUCUUCGCGCUCAUGGUCUCCACGUGUCUGCUGCCCCACAUUGAAGCUGUUAGCAACAUCCACAACCUCAACUCUGUCCACCAGUCUCCACACCAGCGACUCCACCGCUACGUGGAGCUGGCCUGGGGCUUCUCCACUGCCUUAGGCACCUUCCUCUUCCUCGCUGAAGUUGUCCUUGUUGGCUGGGUCAAGUUUGUGCCCAUUGGGGCCCCCGUGGGCAAGCCAGCACCUAUGGUACCUGCCUCCCAGGUGCCUGGGACUCUACCACCAGUGGCCACUUCCCUGAGUCCAGCGUCUAAGCCACCCUCUGCUUCAGUAGCCCCUCCACAGGCUGCGCCAUCUGAGGCCUGCCCACCCCAGCAAGCAUGUGGUGGUGGUGGGGUCCAUGGACCAGGAUGGCAAGCAGCCAUGGCCUCCACAGCAAUCAUGGUACCUGUGGGGCUUGUGUUUGUGGCCUUUGCCCUGCAUUUUUACCGCUCCUUGGUGGCACACAAAACAGACCGCCACAAGCAGGAGUUAGAGGAGCUGAGUCGCCUGCAGGGGGAGCUGCAGGCUGUGUGACGCGUGUGUUAGCCACCUGUUACAAGCACUGCCUUCUUCGGGGGUCAGCCAGAGGCCCCUGGUCUAGAUCACUGUUCCCUGACUGCCUGGAGGCACUUCUUGUGGCCACUCUUAGGUAGAAACCAGAUUCCUGACCUCAGGGUCCUUUGGGCUGGGCCUUGGGGCAGCUCCCACAUUCCCGGGAUUCUCCUUGUUAGCCUGUCCCAUGAGUGUAGUUCUACACCUGGGAGGAGCAAGGGAGAAAGCGGAAGGUCUUCAGUCUAAGGUUCAUACACCAGGUGGAAGAAAGGCAGGGAGACCCUGGUCAGACCUUUGGUGCUGACCCCUAGCCACUUGCCCCUAUACAGGAUGUGGAGGUCAGAUUACAUACCCACCCAACUGCCCUAGAAGGCAGCCAACGCUUCCCUUAUUUUUAUUUUUUUAAAAUCCUCACCUGAGGAUAUUUUUUCAUUGCUUUUUAGAGAGAAUGAAAGGAAGGGAGGGCGUGAGAGAGACAUCCAGGUGAGACAGACACAUUGACUGCUUACCUCCCACACUUGCCCCAACUAGCCGGGGAUGAACCUGCAACCGGUACAUGCUCCUUUUUUUUUUUCUUUUCCUUUUGAUUUCAGAGAGGAAGGGAGAGGGAGAGAGAGAUAGAAACACCAAUGAUAAGAGAGGAUCAUUGAUCGGCUGCUUCCUGCACACCCAUGAUCUCCUGGUUCAUAGGUUGAUGCGGAACCGCUGAGCCACUCUGGCCAGACCUGUCAGUUUUGAUGGGUUUCACACUCUUGCUUUAGUUGUUAUAGAGAGGGAUUUGGUGUUUCUGCCCAGGCAUAGGUCCAGCCUUUUCUAGGAGGAGCCUCCCUAUUUUUUUGAGGUUCAAGUGCCUGUCCAACUCCCCAGACACACAAUUAAUGCUUCUAUAUCUGCUUCUCACUCUUCUGUGCCAGUCUUGGGGGUCUUUGGAGACUGAGGGCCUGUGUUCCCAGCUUGACUCCCUGGCAAGGGGUGGGGUGAGGAGGUUUUAAGGGAGGUCAAGUCCCUAACCCUUGGAAUACAGAGCUAUUCUGACACUGAGUUUUUGAUGCACCUUGUUUGUAUAAUAAAUUGUGUUUCACAGAUG
Molecule: messenger RNA, 2285 nt
Organism: Eptesicus fuscus (big brown bat)
Lineage: Eukaryota; Metazoa; Chordata; Mammalia; Chiroptera; Vespertilionidae
Gene: ORAI3
Product: ORAI calcium release-activated calcium modulator 3
Exons: 2
Coding region: 293-1180 (295 amino acids)
Biological process (GO): store-operated calcium entry
Cellular component (GO): membrane
Molecular function (GO): store-operated calcium channel activity
Source: RefSeq, a predicted model, not a curated record